AUCAAAUUUUGCUUCAACAGUUUUUAGAAAAGAACAAAAAAACAUUUAGUUUUCCUUAUCUUUAUGAAAAUGAAGUAGGUCAAAAGGUUUGGAAUGUUUUAUUUACAAACAUAAAUAACCUGUCAUGUAUUUCCAUGCAACAAGUAUGUCUAGCAGUUGUAAGGACAUUAAGCCGAGAUAAACAAUUGUUAAAUUUUGUGGUUUCUUCUGAAGAUAUUGAAUCUUUGCUAAAAUUAUCUGGUUUACAUAAUGGAGAGUUUUGUUGUAAUUUAAGUGAUGAUUGCUUGCUGGAAGUUUUGAAAUGCCUUUGUAAUUUAAUUUUUAAUAAUGCGUUUGCACAGGCGUAUUGUGCAAAAAAUGCCGCAGUUUGCAACUUAUUUGUGAGAUUGAGAACAUACAGUGAUCCUUCCAAAUCAUAUGAAAUUAAAUAUUUCUGCAUGAAAUUACUUUUUGUAAUGACUGCAUUAUGUGGUGAAAUUUGUCCCAAAAUUUUAAUGGAGUGCCAAGGCUUACUGCACUUAACUGAAGAGUUAGAAUUAAUUGUGAAAGAAGCCACUAAAUUAGAUGAAGCAUCUGUUGUUUUAAGCGAUGACCAAAUAUCUUUAGCAUGUGAAAUUCUAAAAGUAUUAUUCAAUAUAUUCAUACAUCAUCAUUCUCAACACAUACUGAUUAUAAUAAAGAAUCUCAUUAUCAACAAUUAUUGGCCAUUCUUCACGUCUUUUUGUUAUGUGAAGCAAGAUCCAGAGAUAAGUUCCAGGAUUUGCAAAAACAACUUCAUUCCAAAUAAUUUGUAUAGUGAAUUAUUAACACCUAAGAAAAAUAAUUUUUACAUGUCUAAAAGUAUUGAGUACAUGGGCAUAAAUGUCUCUACAAUAUAUAUACUUAUAAACUUUUUAUCUACUCAAUUGGAAUUUGCACAGAAUAUUCAAAUGCUGCAUGAAGAACUUUCCCCAAUAUUAACUGUACUUCUUAAAUCAGCACAUGCAAAUUCCCUUAUGAGAAAAUAUAUUAAAAGGAUUAUUUUGCCCCCGUUAAAGGAUGUUACAAAUAGGCCGGAAGUGGGAAGUUCUUUAAGAAAUCAACUUUGUCGUUUGCUUACGACACCAGUUACCACUGUUCGUGACUUAGUAGCUGAGCUUCUUUUUGUUUUAUGCAAAGAAAAUGUGGGCCGUAUGAUCAAGUACACGGGUUAUGGUAACGCCGCUGGCAUGUUUGCUAAUCGUGGACUACUGGCCGGGAAACAAGCAACAGGUGAUAACGAAUACAGUUCUGAUAGUGACAGUGAUACGGAAGAAUAUCUAGCAGCUGUACCAAAUAUUAAUCCUGUUACUGGGCGAUUUGAGGCAAAUUUACCAAAUUCUACAGCUUAUGUAUCUGAAGAACAGAAAGAGUAUGAGGCAAUGGAGUUAGUCAAAUUAAUAGACCAAUUAUCUAAGGGUGGUCUAAUCCGCCCUUGUAGGAUUGGAGCUGAUGGAAAACCAGAACCAGUUGACCAUGUUCUUCAGCUGCAAGAUGAAUUAUCAAAAGAUUCAAGCAACCUCUGUAGAAAGUAAACAUAUAGCAAUCAUGUAAUUUAUUCGUAAUAAAUCA
This is a messenger RNA of Ctenocephalides felis (cat flea), 1590 nucleotides long. RefSeq names its product synembryn-A (gene ric8a). Bases 135 to 1553 code for a protein of 472 amino acids. Gene Ontology annotation, molecular function: guanyl-nucleotide exchange factor activity; G-protein alpha-subunit binding. Lineage: Eukaryota; Metazoa; Arthropoda; Insecta; Siphonaptera; Pulicidae. The transcript has 9 exons. Gene Ontology annotation, cellular component: cytoplasm. Gene Ontology annotation, biological process: G protein-coupled receptor signaling pathway. The record is from RefSeq and is a predicted model, not a curated record.